Molecule: messenger RNA, 930 nt
Organism: Ochotona princeps (American pika)
Lineage: Eukaryota; Metazoa; Chordata; Mammalia; Lagomorpha; Ochotonidae
Product: olfactory receptor 6C76-like
Exons: 1
Coding region: 1-930 (309 amino acids)
Biological process (GO): G protein-coupled receptor signaling pathway
Cellular component (GO): membrane
Molecular function (GO): G protein-coupled receptor activity; olfactory receptor activity
Source: RefSeq, a predicted model, not a curated record
AUGAAAAAUCGAACAGUAGUGAAAGAGUUCACUCUUUUGGGAUUAACAGAUGACCCAAAGCUAAAUAUUUUGAUCUUUCUGUUUCUGCUUCUCACUUACAUUCUUAGUGUAACUGGAAACCUUACAAUUAUUACUCUCACCCUAACAGAUGCACAUCUCAAAACACCCAUGUAUUUCUUCCUUAGGAAUUUUUCUUUCCUAGAGAUCUCUUUCACAACCGUUUGUAUUCCUAGAUUUUUGGUGAGCAUUGUAACAGGGGAUAGGACCAUUUCCUAUAAUUCUUGCAUGGCCCAGGUGUUUUUCUUCAUACUCCUUGGUUCCACAGAGUUUUUCCUUUUGACUGCUAUGUCCUAUGACCGUUACGUAGCUAUCUGUAAGCCAUUGCAUUACAUGACGAUCAUGAACAGCAGAAUCUGUAUGCAGCUUGUAACUGCCUCCUGGCUGGCUGGAUUUCUCAUUAUCUUCCCACCUGUGAUCAUGGGACUCCAACUGGAUUUCUGUGACUCCAACAUCAUUGACCACUUCACCUGUGACUCUUCUCCUAUGCUACUAAUUUCCUGCACUGACACAACUUUCCUAGAGCUCAUGGGAUUUUUCCUGGCAGUGUUUACUCUCAUGGUAACCUUAACGUUGGUUGUUCUUUCCUAUGUAUUCAUCCUUAAGACUAUUCUGAGGCUCCCUUCUGCGGAGCGAAGGAAAAAGGCCUUUUCCACCUGCUCCUCACACAUGAUUGUGGUCUCCAUUUCAUAUGGAAGUUGCAUUUUCAUGUAUGUCAAAACCUCAGCCAAAGAAGGCGUGGCUUUAACUAAAGGUAUUGCAGUACUCAAUACAUCUGUCGCCCCAAUGCUAAAUCCUUUUAUUUACUCCCUAAGAAACCAGCAGGUAAAACAGUCCUUUAGAAAUCUUGUCAAGAAAAUGUUUCUCAAAUAA